UCCACGUCGCUCCCACGGGUGCUGGGGAAGGGAGAGGAUGGGACCAGCCGCUUUCCUGGGGCUCUGCCUGCUGGGCUGCCUGGCCCUGCACCCCUCACUGCAAGGGGCGCAGGCGAACAAGUGCCCCCGGGGCUGGCUGGACUUCGGGGGACACUGCUACGGGUACUUCGGGCAGGAGCUCACCUGGAGGCAGGCAGAGGCCUGGUGCAGGUCCUCCCGCGGGGGGUGUCACCUGGCCUCGCUGCACACCCCCGAGGAGCACCGCGCCCUCGCCGCCUUCAUCGCCCGGCGCCAGCGCCGGGAGGAGGAGGAGGAGGAGAACGUCUGGAUCGGCCUCUACCACCGGAGCCAGGCUUGGAUGUGGGUGGACGGGUCGCAGACGCGCUACUCGGCCUGGGAGGGGGACGACCCCCCCAAGAGGAAACACUGCGCCGCGCUGGACGACUCCUCGGGUUUCAUGUCCUGGGAGGACGAGUCCUGCGGCGAGAGGAAACCCUUCGUCUGCAAAUACGCGGCCUAGGAGGGGGCCCUGCGAGGCAGCCACCCCCCCCGGACCGCGCCCUGCACCCCAAACCCCGCGUCCCCCCACAUCACUCCUCAUUCCCCAACCCUGGACCCCAUUGCACUGUGCAUCACCACAGCCCCGGCCCCCCAAACCCUGCACCCUUCUGCCCCAUUGCACCGUGCAUCACAGCCCAGACCCCCAAACCCCUCUGCCCCAUUGCACCCAUCACAACCUGGACCCCCAAACCCCUCUGCCCCAUUGCACCCGUCACAACCUGGACCCCCAGACCCCUCUGCCCCAUUGCACCCAUCACAACCUGGACCCCCAGACCCCUCUGCCCCAUUGCACCCAUCACAACCUGGACCCCCAGACCCCUCUGCCCCAUUGCACCCAUCACAACCUGGACCCCCAAACCCCUCUUCCCCAUUGCACCGUGCAGCACAGCCCAACCCCGUACCCCAUAUCCCAGUGCCCCAUUGCACAGUGCA
Messenger RNA from Aquila chrysaetos chrysaetos, 993 nucleotides. RefSeq names its product dromaiocalcin-1-like. Gene Ontology annotation, molecular function: signaling receptor activity. The transcript is spliced from 6 exons. Bases 38 to 520 code for a protein of 160 amino acids. NCBI's taxonomy places the organism in Eukaryota, Metazoa, Chordata, Aves, Accipitriformes, Accipitridae. The record is from RefSeq and is a predicted model, not a curated record.